GUUGAAGAUGAGAUUCCGAGCGCGUUCUCUGGGGAUAACAUCCGUAUUCGACUGCGGGGUGUAGAUGAUGAGGAUAUUUCCCCUGGUUUCGUCCUGUCAAGUCCGGGGAAACCCAUCCAUGCUGUAAAGCAAUUCAUCGCACAAAUAGCUAUUUUGGAACACAAGAAUAUCAUUUGCGCCGGAUAUUCUGCAGUGUUACACGUGCAUACACUUUCGGAAGAAAUCACACUUUUGGAGCUGCUCCAUUAUCUUGAUAAAAAGACUGGCAAACGAUCAAAGAAGCCACCACAAUUUGCUAAAAAGGGAAUGCAAGUCAUUGCCAAAAUAGAGACGAGUGCAUCAAUUUGCUUGGAAACAUACAAGGACUACCCCCAGUUGGGUCGGUUUACCCUGCGUGAUGAGGGAAAAACGAUCGCUGUUGGAAAGGUAUUGAAGUUGAUCGACUCUGGUCCAAGUGUCACUGAGAACGCUGACGCCGCCGAAUAA
Acaulospora colombiana is the source of this 486-nucleotide messenger RNA. The record is from the annotation of a GenBank genome assembly. Lineage: Eukaryota; Fungi; Glomeromycota; Glomeromycetes; Diversisporales; Acaulosporaceae.